UCUAGUCGAAUCCCCAAUUUCUGACUCUCCAACUAUGCUAUCAGAACAUGGAAAUAAUGUCAAGGACGAUGUCUCUGCAUCUUCCGACAGCUCCGAGUCCGCGGAGCUCACACCCUUGCGAGCUCAUUAUCUGAAGAAGGAACUAAUCACCUUGCAGUUCCGCCGCGAGCUGAAGGGUCUUACCACCGUCCCAAGGAAUAAUAUAUCCACAUUUUCUUACUUGGGACCCCCUUUCACUCCGCCACCCAAGGAUGGGCCUCGACUUGACCUUCCGCUCUUACGGUACAUGUUCCGCAACUUCGUGCUCUCCUUUCCCUUCCUUGCUGCUGCUCCAAAAGAUUUCUUUCCCGACAAGCUUCAGCCAUUCAUGGCCAACCUGCUGUCGCGCAAUCUCUCAUCCGCAUCGCCCCUUGAUAACGAUCCGGAGCAGUCGGAAGAGGCUACGAGGGCCAAACUGUUAAUCAAGCUCGAGAAGAACUUUUCCGUGCUUAUCACCAGCGGAACAAAGCUUGUGGAGAAAGAGGACGUGGUGCGCUUGACUCAGAAGGACCUUGAUAGACUCGAGAUGCUGGCCAAGAAACGCGCGGCCAGGGAGAGGAAACUCAAAGACAAGUUUGAGAUCAACGUCGUCUGCGUACGGACCGUAGUCGAGAAGAAGCGUGUUAGGAGUAAGGCACACGAGGAAUUUAUCAUCCGAACACGUCGACACAAUCAGCCGGAUGUCUUCGUCUCCAGGCGGUAUGGUGAUUUCAGGACCCUUUGUGAUGAACUCCGUAAAGCCCAUCCGACGGAGUUAGUACCGCCCCCACCCGCGAAAGACCGCACCUACGUCAAUGUGACACUCUCAAAUCCCCCGUCCCAUGCGGCAUCGCCACUACCAAAUCAUCAAGGCUUUGGCAGCCAGGUUAAUCGCGCCAUGAGCUCUGCUCCGACUAGUCCGACAUACAUACCCCGGCAGUCGAGAGCAAUGCCUGGCAUGUAUAGCAGCGAGCGCAAUUCUAGCGCCGACUCGCUCCAAAGCCAGUCCUCCGGAAGCCCAGGCUCACCAGGACCAAACUUUGGUGGUACCAUUGCGCAUCCGUCGCGGUUAGCCAGAGAGAAGAACAGGUUGACGCUAAGAUCAUAUCUGCACAUCCUCCUGUCUUCUUCGGCCUUUGUUUCUUCUCCGGUCUUAAAAUCAUUCCUUCUUUCCGGUCCAACUCAUCUCAGCGAAGAGGAACUAGAAGACGCCCGCCGGCGUGAAGAAGCGGAUCAUAUGCGCGAGGACGGAAGGAUUAGAUUCGCUAAAGAAAUUACGCAAAGAGUGGAUGGUCUUCGCGACGCUGUCCGUAGCGUCAAGGGCGAGCUGCUAGGAAAAGAUGGUCUCACUCGUGUGUUCGCUACCAUCAAACAUACGCCCGACAUUCGCGACCUUCCUCCCAACUAUAAGGCCGUCAUCGAGUGGGCUCGUAUCUCAAUGGCCUCAACAGUCUUUCAGAAAUUCGUCGCAGCGGACAAUGCUUCCGAAGCUUUCGCCGGCCUAAAGCGCAUUCAUGGUAUGAUGCCUUACUUCAUGCUCAAAGCUGCCUUGAAGAUCAGUAAUCCCAUGGCAAUGAUCAGAGGUGUCCUGGACCUGUUCCUGGCCCAACCUUUCGGUGGACGCAGCUUACUGCAAAGGAUGUUCACUGGUUCUCUGAUGGAAGAGGUGAAAGCCCUGGAAGAAGACAUCGAUUCUGUCCGUAGCAAGGUCGAAGAUCCCCAAAUUUGCGAGAAAGUUAAACUUUUCGUCUACGCACCUCCCGAAAUACAGGCGAUCUACAAGGCCGAUGCAGCUGGGGAAGGCAUGAACAUCUUGACCGCAGUCUUGCGUUCCGGGGAGCAGCCACGUUUGUCUCGGGUUCAGAUGCAGCGCGUACACCGAGCCAGCAUCGCGCACAAGGUUUACAAGGACGCCCACCCCGACUCGGAAGACGAUGAUGGUCCAGAGGAUGAAGACGCCUGGCUAUACGAAGACCUCAUGCUUCUCGCGAAGCUAUACGCCCGGCUGAGAGAUCGAGAACAGCUGAUGGCACUGAUCUUCGAGGGCACCACCGCUGACCUCCUCAAGGACAUUAUCACGAUCUUCUACUCGCCGCUCGCACAGGUUUACCGUGCCGCGAGUAUCGCGGACUCGUUGGGGGACCUCCAGAACUUUAUCAAUGACCUCAUUCGAACUGUCGAACAAACGGAAGAGCUUAGCCAGCAGGAUCCGGCAAAGACGGUGCAGGUGUUUAUUGACCUCAUCCAGCGACACGAACAAGCGUUCUACACGUUCGUCCAUAAGGUCCACUCCAAAGGAGAGGGGCUUUUCGACAGCUUGAUGCGCUGGAUAGAGCGGUUCCUCGCCCUGAUGCGGGAAGGAAUUGGGGAGCCCAUCAGCCUCGAGUUCCUACUCCCACACACGGGUCAAGAACGCUCGGAUAUCAUGAAGGAAAUUGACGCGAUAGCGAGAUAUCACUAUCUCCUGAAGGUGGCACAUGAAGCCAAAGUUAGGCGCCGAUUUGGACGGACGCAGGGCCAGAGCGAGGCAGACGCAGAGGACGAAGCUGCCGCAGAGCUUGUUAACGGCGUUGUGCGGGACCUUAGCUUUGGAGACCUCGUGGCAGGCGACGCGGAUGAACUCGCUGCGGAAGUUUCGUCAUCCGAAGAUGAUGAGGACUCGAGUGAAGAGGACGAUUCAAGCAGCAGCGACGAUAGUGGCUCAGGUGAUAAUAGCUCUAGCGAUACUGAAGAGAGCGAAGAGGGCAGCUCGACCGAGGGAGGCAAGCGCGAGGGCACCCCGACUCCCACCCGUACCGUGUCGCGGUCCCACACGAUCGGCCACUCACCGGCCUCUGCUCGCUCUCAGCAUCAACAUACUCCUAAACGUUCACUUGACGUGGCGUCUCCAUCACGUUCGAGGCCCUCAGGGCGGCCGCUGCGCAACUCGCGAUCGAUGUCGUGGGCUCGAACAGCGAAGGACAAGACCCUUUCCGCGUUGCCGGGCGCGCGCCGCACCGAUGAAGGCCGCGAGCAACCCGCGCAGAGAUCGUCCCCAGUCGGUGCGAAGAAGAAGAAGGCUGAUGGCCCCAGGCCUCCAGAACUUCAUCACAUUCCGAAGCUACUUCCGCUCUUCGUGGAGAUGAUGCGGCCGCUUCUGCAGACACAGAGAUAAGCUCCCAGUGGGGUUGGGAUGUGGGACGAGAACACACACGAGGCGAGUCUAAUAAAUGACGACAAUAUUAGAUGGUCUACGUUUCCGUUAUCUGAACGCUGUAUCUCUAUCGCUGGCUGUCUAGUGUAAGUUGAUGAACUUGUGUAAUGUGGAGAAAUAU
This is a messenger RNA of Phanerochaete carnosa HHB-10118-sp, 3332 nucleotides long. RefSeq lists its product as uncharacterized. The coding region runs from base 35 to 3172 and encodes 1045 amino acids. The transcript is spliced from 12 exons. The record is from RefSeq and is a predicted model, not a curated record. Gene Ontology annotation, molecular function: phosphatidylinositol binding. Lineage: Eukaryota; Fungi; Basidiomycota; Agaricomycetes; Polyporales; Phanerochaetaceae.